This is a messenger RNA of Trichoderma gamsii, 1851 nucleotides long. RefSeq lists its product as hypothetical. The record is from RefSeq and is a predicted model, not a curated record. Gene Ontology annotation, cellular component: mitochondrial inner membrane. The transcript is spliced from 3 exons. Lineage: Eukaryota; Fungi; Ascomycota; Sordariomycetes; Hypocreales; Hypocreaceae. The coding region runs from base 1 to 1851 and encodes 616 amino acids. Gene Ontology annotation, molecular function: protoporphyrinogen oxidase activity, oxygen as acceptor. Gene Ontology annotation, biological process: heme biosynthetic process.
AUGAGCCUACAGCGCGCAGAAGGCGCCGCAGUGGCUCUCCUGAGGUCCUCAAACGCCUGGAGGAGAAGCGCCGUCUUGGCGACAGCGACAAGCCGAGCUGGCGCCUGGCGCAUUCUAAGCCGCAGCCUGAGCUCAACCAGAAGCAACAACAGCAGUAACGGUUCGACGAGACGACCGCCGGGCUCGAUCGACGAUGGAGACGACAUGCCGAAGCGAAAAAAGGCUGGAAAGCUACCGGACGAUGCCUCGGUGGCGGUUCUGGGCGGCGGGUUAACGGGCUUGACGACGGCAUAUUACCUGGCCAAGUGGCUGCCGUCGACGACCAAGAUCACUCUGCUGGAAGGCAGCGAUCGGCUGGGUGGAUGGAUAAGAACGGAUAGAGUGCCCGUCAAAAUUGGAGGAGUCGAAGGGGUGGUGAACUUCGAGCGCGGCCCGCGAUCGUUUUCAUCGUUGAAUAAGAGCACUUGGCGGUUUGACGAUUUGGUGCUUUGGGAUUUGGCCCUCGAUCUAGGUCUCAAAGUUGCCUCGCCGCCCGAUCAGCCACGAUACAUCUACUAUCCCGACCACCUCGUGCCUAUGCCCCCCCAUACGAGCGUUGCCGCCUUUGCUAGAGAGCCCGUCGUUCUCGAAUCCCUCUGGGCAGGAUUCGGAUACGUGAUGCGACGGCUAUUUAACAAAAAGGAAGGGGUGCCCGUGGAGGACCUCUCCAUCGCAGACUGGAUCUACCACAUCACGGGCAGUCGAGCUGUGGCCGAUAACCUGGCCUCGGCCAUGGUCCACGGCAUCUACGGCGGUGACAUUUACACCCUCAGCGCGCGGAGCGUCCUCGAUCGUUUCUACUGGGUUCACUACAUGCCGAAUCUGGGGCCUAAUAUGCGGCACAUGGCUGUUUCGGAACAGACCUUUAUGGAGACCAUGGCUGAGGAUCCUCAGCUCCGGAAGAUUGCCCGGCAGCCUAGGGGCGCGCUUUUGCAUUUUGGAGAAUCUGGCAUGGAGGCUUUGCCGAUUGCGUUGGCGGAUGCGCUCAAGGGCCAGGCUAAUGUUGAGAUCAAGCUCAAUGCGAAAGUCUCUGACCUGGAUUAUGACACGGAAACAAAGCAGAUUCAGAUAACAUCUGGUCAACACUCAGCCGCAUCAUCUGAGAAAUACCACAAAGUCAUCUCCACCCUCCCUUCUCAACACCUCGCCAGCAUCACCAACGGCAUCCCCAGCCUCAAAUCCUCCCACUCCGUCUCCAUCAUGACCGUCAACAUCUGGUACCCCCAGACAAAUCUCAAGCCCCCGGGCUUCGGCUAUCUCAUCCCCCUAUCCGUCCCACCUGAACAGAACCCAGAACGCGCCCUCGGCGUCUUCUUCGAUUCCGACGUCGGCGUCAAGGGCCCCAACGAGCCCGCCGGCACGAAACUCUUCGUCCUCCUCGGCGGACACUUUUACGACUCGAGCAAGCCUCAGACGGGCUCAAACGUGCCCAUCCCCACCGAGGAAGAGGCCAUCCAGCAGGCAAAGAGGGUUCUCGAGCGCCACCUUGGCAUCCCCCAGUCGACGCCUUGCUACGCCAUGGCCCGCCUCGCCAAGGACUGCAUCCCGCAGUACGACCGCGGCCACCUGGACAACAUGAUGGCCGCCGACGACGAAAUCCACGAGCACUUUGGCGGCAAGCUCGCCGUUGCGGGAGGGUCCUACACCAAGAUUGGCGCCAUGGGCGCGCUGCGCAACGGUUAUGAUAUUGCGAGGACGGUCGCCAAGGAGGACUGGCUCGCGACGGGGCUGGAGCAGAUGGAGUUCCCGACGCAGUUCUGCGGAGUGCCUACUGAGAGGAUUCCGGUGAGGAAGUUUAGACGGCUCAAGUAA